AUGAAUCUAGAGGGCAAGAGCGUACAUCCAUUCUUUUCCAAGCCUUCCAGUGGUCAGGCCCCAGAGCCCCUGCAAACCAACGACGAUGCCCCGACAAACAAUGGCCACGGCGGAGCCGAAGGCGCAGAUACAAACUUCAAGUCUGGUAAAGGACGCAAGAAGAGGACCACAAAGAGCGAUGGCGUCAAGGAGAGGAGCCUUGUAUCCCACAUGAAGAACCAGGCGUCUUUGGACCGAUUCACCCGACCUCCCUCCGCACAAGCAACGAGUGAGACGACUGCGAACAACACCAGCGGGUCUGCCGACGUCGCUUUGGAGGUAGAUCCCAAUCACGACCGAAGAAAAAGACAAAAGACUGCAUCGCCAGAACUUUCAGACAGCCCUCCCCCCUCUGCACAAGUCGAGCCUGUCCAACCCGAACCCAUUUCUUUGGACUGGCACCAGCAACUACAAGUACAGGCUGCCGGACCGGCGGGCCUGGAUCCGACACCGAACGCUCUCUUGCACACCGAUGUGGCCAUGACAGAUAUUUCUGAAGAGCCUGGAUGUGACCGCAUGGAGCACUCAAACACAUCUACCACACCUAGUACGCCAUUACCAGUCGCCGGUCCGGAGCCUGUGGCUGUUGCAUCUGAAGCCGCGCCGAAAGAUACAAAAGAGACAACACCAAAGAAGCAAAUCAAAGUCACCAAGAGCGGCAGACUGGUUUCUAGCCCACCCAAGCCAAUCGCAGAGCCAACUUCUCCAAAGAAGAGACGAGGCCGGAAGCCCACUAAAGCCAAAGUUCUUCCCACUGUGACCGUCAUAAAAUAUGGAACAGAUGCAGCGAGCCGAUCGGCCAUCGGUAAAAAGAUAGAAGAAAUUCUGAACUCGAAAAGAACGACAACCAAACGCCAAACAACUCAAAGGAACACCGCGCCGAAACCAGCUGCGCCGCCCAAAGUCACUCAUCCCUUUUUUCUUGGAAAGUCCCAGAAAGAUGCUCCUCCGGUUAAAGUGGUCACGGAUCUGCCCGCCGCAACCCCCAGGAAGAGCGCUGUCACCCCAGGAAAGUUGCGUGCUGAGACAAGGAGAGACCAGUCACCAGAGGCGACGACAUUUUAUAGCAGAGGAUUACAGACCAGCAAAGCAGGCAAACAUUCUGGCCUCAACGAAGCCUCGUGGCCAACAGGCGAAAAUGCGCAUGUUCGUAACCUGGAGACAGGUUUACCCCGGCGCUUGGACAACUCCUCUGGUGUGCAACUAGCAUUAAGGCCACGGAAACUAAAGAGCAAUGUCGUCACCCUAUCAGAAAAAGAGUGCAUAAUCACGAGGCUGGCGCAGGACCUCUCACAUAACCGAUGCGCGCGAAACGAGCAAAUGUCCGAUUUCGCACCUCCCGAAGAUGUCCGUCUACCAACACGUCUACUCACCACCGGCCCUGAGGUAAAGCGUAGAGUGCAUCAACAGCUACUGGCUAGGUCACCGUCUUCAGGUACCGCCGAGCGACAGCGACCAUUCCAUGCAGCCGUUGAGGGUCUUCUCAAGCAGAUCGAGUACACCCUUACUCCAUUUGAUGAGGGAAAGUGCGAGACUCAAUCCUGGGCUCAAAAAUAUGCUCCAAAUUCUGCCGCCCAUGUGCUACAGACUGGUACAGAUGCAGUGGUACUAAAAGAUUGGUUGGAGAGUCUAACAGUUAUGGCUGUGAGUGGCGCGUCGAAGAUCUCUGCUACAGUAGAUGCGAAACAGCCACCACGGAAGAAACGCAAGAAGGCUGUUGAUGAUUUCAUUGUUCCAGACGAUGAAGACGAAGAGGAAGACAUGCUGAGUCUGUCCGAAGCAGAUGGGAGAAACUCCAUGGAACCAGGUUCUUUUAGACGGCCACAGUGGACGCGUGACAAAAAUGUCGUACUCAUUAGUGGGCCCCAUGGCUGUGGUAAGAGUGCGACCGUUCACGCUGUAGCCAAAGAGAUGAACUUUGAAGUCUUCGAGAUACACGCCGGAAUGCGUCGCUCGGGGAAGGACAUCCAAGACAAAGUGGGCGACAUGACUGGGAACCACCUCGUGAACCAUAAACGCAACGCAGCGUCGAUUCAGGAAAUCGUUCAAUCCGCGGAAGACGCAGACGAUAAAGACGCAGAUACGGCUCUUACCAAAGACAUGAGCAGUGGCCGGCAAGGGACUAUGACAUCCUUCUUCCAAGCAAAACCCGGGGCGGUAAUGGCAAAACCAAAGGCACAACCACGGCUUCAGCCAACCAAGGCAACACCAUCAUCAGCUCAAGCAACGCUUCCGCUCGCCCAAGCAUCGCGCGCCUCGCAAAAACAAUCUUUAAUUCUCAUCGAAGAGGCGGAUAUUCUGUUCGAAGAAGACCAGCAGUUCUGGGCGCAGAUCACUAAGAUGGCAUCUCUCUCGAAACGGCCCAUAGUCAUUACUUGCAACGAUGAGCGACAAGUCCCAAUGCACGACUUGCCGCUCGCUGCCGUGCUGAGAUUCCAGCCUCCUCCUGUGGAACUUGCCACUGACUAUCUGCUUGUUCUAGCUGGAACAGAAGGCCACGUUCUGGAGCGACAAGCUGUAAAAGAGCUAUACCAAUCCAAAGAUCAUGAUCUCCGAGCCAGCAUCAUGGAGCUGGACUUUUGGUGCCAGAUGUCUGUUGGAGACCGAAAAGGCGGUCUGGAAUGGAUGUAUCAACGCUGGCCGCCAGGCAAGGACGUCGAUGAGCACAGCCAGACAUUGCGAGUGGCCAGCGAGGGCACGUAUCAAUCCGGCAUGGGCUGGCUCUCGCACAACGUCUUUGAAACCCAAGACAACGCUGCCUUUGACAAGGAAGAAGAACUCUUGCACCAAGUCUGGGCUGAUUGGGGUAUCAGCCCCUCUGAAUGGCGAGCUCCAGCCACGAACGCACAACAAUCACUCCAUACGCAGAGUACGGAGCCGUCUCGCCGCAUGCAAGAGCUGGACCGUCUAACAGCCUACACCGAGUCGUUCAGCGCAGCCGACAUUUUCUGCCGCAUCGACCUACCUUCAUAUAGCACAGAUCACGAGCAACCCACCGACGCCUCGCAGCCUCCCAUGCCCGAGAAAUCGCGGUUAAGCUACACGCUCUCGGCGCCACUCAUGCAAAUCGACCACUGUGCAGACUUCUUCAACCUCGACACAGCAUUCACCACGCAGACACACCUGCUCAUCCACCGCGCAUACCCAGCCAUCUCGCAGACAUGCUCCGCACGCGCAGCAGCACCCACGUGCGAAAGCAGCUACGCGAAGCACAUCCUGCAAUGCCGCGAGACCAAGAAGACGAAAACAGCGCUUACCCGCACCGACUUCGCAGCUGCGCUUGAUUGUCUCGCCGCGCCGCCCGACCAGUUCCUGUCGGAACGCACGUCGUACACGCUUACGCCCUCGUCGUUUGAUCGUUCUUUCAGCCUUGUUACGCUGGACCUUGCGCCCUACGUCCGCAGCAUCGUGGCGCACGAGCAGACGCUCGAGCAGCAGCGUGCGCGCAUGGCGGACGCGCAUGGCGGAAGCGGCUUUGGCGCUAGGAAAGCGCGCACAACGAGGGCGAGUCGCGUUGCGCUUGAAGGCGGGGUUAGAGAGGCGAAGCGAAGAGAGAAGUGGUUCGACGCUGACGUGGACUUCGACGCUGUCAUGAGUACUGCGGGGAGCGACUGGGCGGGUUUAGGCUGGAAGUGUGAGGAAAGGAUUGAUGAGGACGAUGCGGUUAGCUUGGUGGGCUCGGAGAUUGAUGGCGAGUUUGAGUAUGAGGAUGAUGUUGUUAUGGGGUGA
Exserohilum turcica Et28A is the source of this 3768-nucleotide messenger RNA. RefSeq lists its product as uncharacterized. The record is from RefSeq and is a predicted model, not a curated record. Lineage: Eukaryota; Fungi; Ascomycota; Dothideomycetes; Pleosporales; Pleosporaceae. The transcript is spliced from 2 exons. The coding region runs from base 1 to 3768 and encodes 1255 amino acids. Gene Ontology annotation, cellular component: nucleus. Gene Ontology annotation, molecular function: ATP binding; ATP hydrolysis activity; DNA binding.